GUUACAAUGGAGCUGACCCCAGACCAGAUGAAGAUACACCUUCUGCUCGUCGGGACAUGUUCAUUUGUAAACUAACCCCCCCAAAUGUUUCCAAUGUAAUGACCUCUGCAGCUGGCCGUGUUCAUGAUAGAGUCACACAAGGGAAGACAACUCGAGCAAGCAGUGUCACCAGACGUCGAUAAAACCAGGCGACUUUUACAUGUCCGGUAGAUAAAGUCAAAGAAUAACGUCGAUCUGGAAAAUCUCCAUUUGUGACCUUUGAGCUGUGUCCCCCGUUCACCUGAGAGCAUACUGCAGCCAGAGUCAGUGGGAUGGAGAAGGAGGCUAGGAGCUUCUUGGGGAGAUUUGUAGAGGAGUUUCAUGCUGCUCUAGACGACGACAGUCCUUUGCCAGUUAGCCUCCUGAGCCAAAAAGUGUCGCUGGAGGAGCUGCAUGGAGAGAGUCUGGAGCUGGGCCUGAGGCUGCUUGCUGCCAGGGGGGCUCCUGUAGGCCUCAGUGCCCUCCUGUGCCAGGCAGCGCUGUCCCAACUACUGCAAAAUGACCUUUCACCUUUCCACUGCUCUCAGAAUGCUGAGGCCAACCAGGAAGAGGACCAGCAAGUAGUCUUGCUUCACUCGGCUGGAGUUCAACGUCUCUUCCUCAACAAGCUGAUAGAUGUGGCAGUUGCAUGGCAUCAACACUUCCCCAAGCUCCCUGCUGCCCCCUCUCGGUUCAUCUACUGCUCUGUUCAUGCCAUCAAGAACACAAGGAGAAAGAUGGAGGACAAACACUUGGCCCUGGCUGAGUUCAACCAUCUCUUUGGAAUCCAGGACGGAGUGGAGCGUGCCUACUAUGCUGUGUUUGAUGGCCACGGAGGGGUGGACGCUGCAACCUACGCUGCCACUCACCUCCAUGUUGCUCUAAGUAAACAGGAGACGCUGCAGAAUGAUGCCGCCGCAGCCUUUAAAACUGCCUUCAAACUCACAGAUGACAUGUUCAAGGCCAAAGCCAAAAGAGAGCGUCUCCGAAGCGGCACUACAGGUGUGGCAGUACUGAUCCAGAAUGAGGAGCUGACUGUGUCCUGGCUGGGAGACUCUCAAGCAAUACUGGUCAGAAAGGGACAUGUUGUAACUCUUAUGGACCCCCACAAACCAGACAGAGAGGAUGAGAAACAGAGAAUUGAGGACCUUGGUGGCUGUAUCACCUUCAUGGGAUGCUGGCGUGUUAAUGGAACCUAUGCUGUAUCCAGAGCUAUAGGUGACUUUGACCAGAAGCCUUAUGUGUCUGGAGAAGCUGACUGCUCGGUAACCCAGCUGUCGGGGGAUGAGGACUACAUACUUUUGGCGUGUGAUGGCUUCUUUGAUGCAGUCAAACCUUCAGAGGUCCCACAUUUAGUCCUUGAUGCACUCCAACAGUCUGGUGAUGCAGGGGGCACGGGUGACACUCUGCAAGAACAGUCUGAGCAGUCUGUUGGACUGAGAGCUGCUGCACAGCUGGUAGGUCAUGCUAAGGCAGCUGGUUCUAGUGAUAACAUCACAGUCAUGCUGGUGUUCCUGCGUCCACCAGAGCAGCUGCUCGCUCAAGACUCCACCACGGGAACUGCACAAGCAACUCCGGAUUCCACUUCCCAAGAUGCACUGCAGCAGUGAAAGAAGGGGUCUGCUGCCAAGACACCUAUGUGCCAUGUUACUGCCUGACCCGGCAUUUGUUCCUCAGUCUGCUCCUGUAUCCCAGGUGCUGUCAGACAUGCACACAGCAGUGUACAACCUCAGUCUGUCUGUGCAUCAAAGGAGUGCUGAUUCAACUGUGUUUAGGCCAGACGAUUUAAAAUGGUCUGCUAGAUGAUGCAGGGCCAAAUGAGAUGUUAUUCAUAAUAUUCAGCCUCUACAUGUGGCAUUCCAUCCCCCAUUCCCAUGACAUUCAUCCCACAAUACUGCGGUUGUCCUAGUCACCCGCUCCCUCAAGUGGAUGCUAAUGUGUUAACUAGCUAACGUUGCUAGCGCCAGUUUUUAAUACCUUCAAUAUGCAUCUGGAUGAAAAGGAUGAAUCCACCUGUUAAAAGGAACCAGAACACAUGACCUCUACCAUAUUUCUAGGGAAGAACCCCAAGAACCUCAUUAGAUGGCCUCAUCCACAUUUGAAAUGUUUCCUACACCCAUGAAAAUACAUGUCUUUCAUGUAUGUACACAAUAAGUCCAUUACAUUUACCAGCACUGCUGCCUUUUUUUGCAGCAAUAGUGAUGUUUUUUUGCUUUAAUAAUGUUUUCACAUUCUUCAUAUUCAUGAGUAGACUGCAGCGAUGGAUCGAUUUUGUACAUUUCUGCAGUAGUAGUCAUGACACAAUGUAUACAGAGCUUGAGUGCAUACAUACAUGUGUAGAUGUUUUUAGAUUUAGUCGGUUCAGUGGUACUUUAAUUUCAGUAUUCAAUGGUGGAUAGAUUUCACACUUAUCUGUAUUAGCUUGUGAGAUCAGGGGUGUGAUUUGCAAGACACAGGUCAAGUAUUUGUAAACAUAAUGAGCAGCUACCGCUGUCAGUGUUUUUUGUGCCUCUCAUUCAUGUCUUCAUGUCCCACCGCAAGUAGUCCAUUCAUUUGUCAUGAUGGAAAUUCAUUCAAAGCAGAGCUCCACCAAAGAGCCUGCAAUCGUUGCAGAAGGUUAUAUGAUGUGUCAGUGUUUCCCCUAGAUGCAUUCUGCUGCUGGAUUUUCAGCACUGCUACUGCAGCUGCAAAAAAGACGUGAUUUCUGUAGGUAUAAUAUCACGGGCAAAUGGCAAAUUGAAGUUGCACACAGUGAAAGCACAACACCGUAAGUUAUAUUGAAAUCGAUUAUUACUGUCAUUACUGCUAUUUGAAAGUCACUGUUUAAGUUGAGUGGCUGAAAUCCUCGUCAUUCUAUUCAAAGGCUGCAACAGGAGACUCACUGAACCGGGGUGAAGUUAAUUUUAGGUUGGAUAUUCGGCGGAUAUUCACGCGGGUCCAGCCACGAAUUUACUGAGGUUUGCCCAGUCUUGGCAGCAGGAGGACGGUUAGCUCACCUCCCAGAGUCUCGCGCUGAAUCACUGGAGACUGAUUUAGGGUCCGUCAUCAAAUUACUAGCUAGCUCAGCGCCACUAUACUCAUCUUCAAUGUUAGCUGCUUUAUAGCGGGUGUUUGUGGGCUGCCACGGUCUCCUCGUAGUGAACAAGUGUCCACGAACUGUGAACAUAUUUUUAAGCACCAAUGUCAACUUCUACACUAUUUUGUCUCAUGUCUUAGAUUCUGAAAUUCUGAAAAUGAAUAAAAAAAAAAUUUAAAAAAAUCUCACCAGUAGUCACCAUUUAAAGGGUCGUUUUUCAGAAUUUUCUCCCGGGAACCCCCUAGUGUUGCAAGGUUGCUGACGCAGAGAACAGCUGCCACAAUAAAAUCUAGGGGAAACACUGUGUUAGGAAGAAUUUUGGACAUGUGGGACGAAAUAUUUCUUUCUUAGCUGAGGCCAACAACGGGACAAAAUAAAUGUAAAGAGACAUAUUGGAGCCAUAUAUUUUCCUGCUUUUUUGUCCUUUGCCAAUCACACCUAUGGAGAUAAAUCAUUACAGCUCUACAGAGCCUGCCUCCUCAUGACCACUGUACUGUUCUGACAGUCUGUUACUUUUUAUGUCUUGUUGCGCUGCCUAAGUAUUUGUUCUCAAGCUUGUUAUCAAUAACAUCUCAUUCAUAUGUUCUCAAUGCUUUGCCAUUAUUAAAUAUAUUUUGUGGAUUGCACUCAGACUUGUUCAGGUUCUGCAGUGGGAUUUGAUUCACAUAGACGUCAUUAACUUGUUUCAUUUUGAAAUAUUUUUCUCAAGCAACUGUUACUGUGCCUUCACCAGUCAUGACUCUGAACUGCCUUGGAACGCUGUUAACUGCUUUAGUGCUCCCUAAGGGAAACUGAAUCCUUUUUGAAGCUGCUGUUAACUCCAGUCUAAAAAAUGCUAAUGAGCCUUCAAGAAGUGACGUCAGUUGAUCUCCAAAGCCGAGCAUUACGACUACUGAUGUUGUUUUACAGGGUGCACCUUGCAGGUGUUGUUAGAUAAGUCAGUAAGUCUUGCAACUGGUUCUGAGACGUAUUUUUAGGCAACAGUGUUGUCAGUAUUUCUGUUUUGACAUAGUGCUACUUUGCCAAAACUACAUACAAAUGCUUGGCAUGCUGAGCUAACGGAGUACUGAUGUGCAUUAUUAACUCUUGACAGUAUUUCUAAAUUCUGUGUUUGAUUUUUUUUUAUAUUACGUAUUUUUUUAUUAUUAUUUUUUUAACAGUUCUUACUCAUGUCUUAUUGACAACAUUAAUGUCAGCUGUCAUAAUAUUGGAAUGUAAUAAAACACUGAAUAUUU
Molecule: messenger RNA, 4329 nt
Organism: Acanthopagrus latus (yellowfin seabream)
Lineage: Eukaryota; Metazoa; Chordata; Actinopteri; Spariformes; Sparidae
Gene: ppm1f
Product: protein phosphatase, Mg2+/Mn2+ dependent, 1F
Exons: 8
Coding region: 312-1628 (438 amino acids)
Biological process (GO): protein dephosphorylation; negative regulation of protein kinase activity
Cellular component (GO): cytosol
Molecular function (GO): protein serine/threonine phosphatase activity; cation binding
Source: RefSeq, a predicted model, not a curated record